AUUAUUUCGAACAGGUAUAGGGGAGUAUAGGAACGCAAGUGUAUAUUCAAGACUGACUCGUUAUAUUCUUCAACAAGCUUUUAUGGACUUUGCUUUUCAUAAUCUUUGGUACUUACGAGAGUAUUGAAAAAAAAAAUCACAUGUUAUUUGAAAGAAAAACCGUCCAUAUUUCUUUUUAACCAGAAUCCAUUUUUUUUAAGAGUACUGGUUUUAUAGAAUUGCCGCCCUUAACAUAGUAACGGCAAUUCAACGUCCGCUAUCCAAAGACUCCAUGCUAGGCUAAUGACCGCUUUCCCGUUGCUACAGAGGACGAUGGAAGCUCCCGCACACCCCUUCAAGAGCUCCCACCGCAACCCCUUUAAGUAUGAUAAGGACUUUGUGAAGAAGCGCACCGUGGCAGAGAUGACGGACUUAAUGUGCCAGGAAGCUACGGCGCACGGCAUCGGCCACACGUGGAACAACCGCCACAACCUGCUCGGCCUCUUCUGGCUGCUCGUCACCCUCGCGCUCUUCUCCUUCCUCGUGUACGUCGCCGCCACCCUCUGCGUGGACUUCUUGGCUCGACAUCCGCAGUCACAGACCACCGUGAAGUUACUGGAGGAUGACGGCCUGCAGCUGCCCUCAGUGGUCCUCUGUAACCGUGCCUUUUUCUCCCGCCGCAAGCUGGAAGCGUUCAACAUCAGCAGCACCCUGACGCAGUACCUGAUAGCGGUGAGCGGCUCGUCCUUCAUCAUACGAGAGGACUUCCUGGUCAAGCCCGACGCCGAGCUCUUCAUGAACGAGUCCCACAAAGAACUCUUGCGCGUGAUGGAACGACACAGACUGACCUUCGUCCAGCUCAUAGAGAAGAUAUCGUACAGCUGCGUCGAGGUGCUGCUGCUGUGCGUGGUGGGGACGAAGCGACUCGGCCCCACCAAGUGUUGCAAGAAGUUCGUCCCCACCCCGACCCUGAGCGGCCUGUGCUACACCUACUUCAGCUCCGCCGCCGACACGCAGACCGCCGAGGGAGAGUACAUGGGCAUCACCUUCUACGCCAACAUCACGGAGGGGGACUGGCCGGACGUGGAUCCCAAUAUCGUGGACGUGUCUCAGAUGGUUAAGAUGGGCAUCCAGGUGACCCUCAUGAGUAACCUGACUCAUCCCGCCCUGAUCGUGCUUGGCAAGGGCGUGGUGCUGCCGCCCGGGGUCUACACCUCCGCCAGCAUCUCCCUGACCGAGGUAAAGGACAAUGGGCUGAAGACAGAGAUCGACUUUAGGGAGACUCCGUGUGUUCCCCUCGACCAGGUGAGCUACGUGCGGGACCCCGAGGGCUUCUUCAACCUCGACCACAACUGCGAUCUCGGGGCGGCGCGCGCGUGUGUGGAGCAGAACUACAACUGUACCAACUACGCCAUGAACAUGACCCACGACUACUUACCUCCGUGUUCGCUGGCCGACCACCUGCACCUCCACUGGCUGCUGCUCAAGAUCCUGGGGAUGAGCACGCGCACGGUCACCGAGGAGGUGGUGAAGGCCCGAGCCAACGUCCGCGGGGCUAACGAGACGGAGGACUGCAUCAGGAACGCCCGCUUGGAGUGCCGAAGGCUGUGCGUCCGACAUGACUUCACCUAUACUACCAAUCACCUGCCAAUUCCCGGCCGCCUCUACCGACACCUCAGGGACCAGUUUUCUCUAGCAGACGGGAGCGAGGUAGCCAUCAUCGCAGCCUUCUACCCUGACCUACGCUACACCGAGGUCAAAGUGUGGAGGAAGAGUAUAGCGGAUUUACUGAGUGAGUGCGGAGUCUGA
Eriocheir sinensis (Chinese mitten crab) is the source of this 1788-nucleotide messenger RNA. RefSeq lists its product as uncharacterized. The transcript is spliced from 10 exons. The coding region runs from base 283 to 1788 and encodes 501 amino acids. Gene Ontology annotation, cellular component: membrane. Gene Ontology annotation, biological process: sodium ion transmembrane transport. Lineage: Eukaryota; Metazoa; Arthropoda; Malacostraca; Decapoda; Varunidae. The record is from RefSeq and is a predicted model, not a curated record. Gene Ontology annotation, molecular function: ligand-gated sodium channel activity.